This is a messenger RNA of Ipomoea nil (Japanese morning glory), 1216 nucleotides long. RefSeq lists its product as uncharacterized. Bases 101 to 1033 code for a protein of 310 amino acids. The transcript has 3 exons. The record is from RefSeq and is a predicted model, not a curated record. NCBI's taxonomy places the organism in Eukaryota, Viridiplantae, Streptophyta, Magnoliopsida, Solanales, Convolvulaceae.
CCAUCCCCAAAAACCUUACUGCGUAUUUCACUCGCUAUAUAUACCAUCUCUCUCCUGCAUAAUUCAUCGCUGUCCUUGAUAGCUCGAAUCUCAAGCAUUGAUGGCGGCGAAUUCGAGUUCCAGAGGGAGCACGGAGCUUCUGUUACCGAAGAAAUGGAACAGCGAUAGAGAAACCAGCCCCGAGAGAACUGUAGUAUGGACUGAACCGAAAUCCUCGUCGUCGAAGACCGAGAAGAGAGUUCCGGUGAUCUAUUAUCUCUCCAGAAAUGGCCAGUUCGAGCAUCCGCAUUUCAUCCAAGUUCCACUCUCUUCCCCUGAAGGCCUCUAUCUCAAAGAUGUGAUAAAUAGACUGAAUGUUCUGAGAGGAGAAGGCAUGGCGUCUAUGUUCUCGUGGUCUUCGAAGCGGAGCUACAAAAAUGGAUACGUUUGGCAUGAUCUAUCGGAGGACGAUUUGAUAUAUCCUGUGAACGGUCGAGAUUACGUUCUGAAAGGAUCGGAGCUUCUUCCGAGGUCGGUGAGCUUCCGAAUGUGCGAAACGGCGUCGAAGACGGAGAAUUCCGGCGAGAUUCACAAAUUACCGGCGUCGAUCGCGGAGAGGAGGACAAGGAAUCAGUCCUGGGACUCGUUCGAUAAUCCACAAAACGACUACAGAGCAAUGUACAAAUCCGAGUCGAGCAGAGAAUUCUCGGCAAAAUUCGCGGCGGAAGUUGGGACGCAGAAGGCGGAGAGUCGGCUGGGGCCGGGGGGACGAGGAGGGAGGACGAGAGAGGCGGCGCAGGGGAGCAAGAGUGUGGAGCUGAGCAGAGAAGAGCUGCCUUCACCGCCAUCCAUAUCUAGCUGGGAGUAUACGGACGGCGUGAGUAGAUCAGGAAACGUUCAUCGACGUACUCUCACGAGAGAUCUCACGGCUGAGAAUGAUCUUUCGAGUGGGAGAGUAAAGGCUUCACGUGUCGUGAUGCACCUGAUUACCUGUGGAUCCUCCACUACAGUUGACUCGGCUCUUACAAAAAGCAAAAGCAGGAACAAGUUUUGAGGAGUUUUUGGUCAAUUUCGUUGGUUUUUAUUUUGAGGUGAUACUUGAAGAAUGGUUCUAUAAGCUCAAAAGUAGUGGUCUUGGUACAUAAAUGAUUUUACCUUUAGUAACUCUAAGCUUGUCCAUGAUUUUUAGCUGUAUAAUCACCACCUCUUGAAGAAAAAGAAAUUAAAUUCAUCUUAU